Halichondria panicea is the source of this 1193-nucleotide messenger RNA. RefSeq names its product 2'-5'-oligoadenylate synthase 2-like. The record is from RefSeq and is a predicted model, not a curated record. The coding region runs from base 120 to 1013 and encodes 297 amino acids. Gene Ontology annotation, cellular component: cytosol; membrane; nucleoplasm. Lineage: Eukaryota; Metazoa; Porifera; Demospongiae; Suberitida; Halichondriidae. The transcript is spliced from 7 exons. Gene Ontology annotation, molecular function: double-stranded RNA binding; 2'-5'-oligoadenylate synthetase activity. Gene Ontology annotation, biological process: regulation of ribonuclease activity.
GGGUAAAGCCCUACAUCAAAGGAUGUUGUCAGCGCAGAGACAGCUAGGGUUAUAAAGUGAGGCUACAAUCAGUGCCACACACAGACCUUCAAAUAACAGUGACAGGAUAGAGAUACAGAAUGGCUCACCCGGACAUUUUAAACCACAGAAGAGCUAAAGAGGCAGUUAACGAGAUUGCUAUGCUACUCAAGGAUAACCAACCAAUUGCCAUCGGUGAAGUGGUAAAAGCAGGCUCUCUAGGGCAUGGAACAGCCGUCCCGGGGGACUUUGACCUCGACCUGGUCAUUUACUCACCAGAUGUUGAUACGCAUACGAUGCGGUACAAGGGAUUUGGUAAGUGGCUAGAUCAGCUGGAGACGUUUCUCGAAAGACAGCCCAAAGUCGUGAUAACCAAACGGACCAAGUUUUCCGUCCAGUUUAAGUUUGACGACAUUAUCGAUGUUGACCUCCUGGUUAGUCCGUACUGGAACAACCAACACGACUUUUACGACUUCCUCCGAGGUGUCCCAAAAGAAGAAAGAUACGAGUACUCUGUGUGUGCAGCUAAAUGGCAGGUGGAGUUCUUUGAGCAACAACCUAACCAGGUGAAGGAGCUUAUCAAGCGUGCAAAGGCUUGGCGUAACAAGCUCUGGUCCGAAAGGAAGCUGUCCAACAAGCCCAAGUCCUACCUCAUCUCUUUACUCGUACUCAACGCCUACGAGAAGGCCACAAAGAGAAUGGGAACUUCCAACACAAGGAGGAUCGCCGAAGCCACAAUGGAUGAGCUGAAGAAUCUCCUCCUUAACCGCCACGGCAUAGAUAUCUACUGGGAGAAGUUUUAUAGCGUGGGUGGAGGUAUGCCCUCUGGUCCCAACCUCUUCCCAACUUCACUGCCGCGUAUCGUUGACCCGGCCAACCCAGCCAAUAAUCUGUAUGACACGGGCGUCGCCAAGAGUCGUGGUCAGAGAGGCGACGGGUGGUCUGAGCUGGUAGAGAACAUACACUCAGUGGACCUGCUACAGCGUCUAGUGUAGCCAAGCAUGACUUGGAACUACAAAACAUUAACCUGUGUGCUUAGAGUAUCAGGUGUGUAUAUAUACAUUGUAAUGUAAGACUAGUUGCCUAGUUAUAAUAGCUUCAGAGACAAAUUUGUGUAAAUGAUAAAACCGAAUGUAAAAUGUACAUUCGUAAAGCAAACGUGAUUUAUUGUAUAC